AGAGUGAAAGCGGCUCUGUUUACAUCUGCGGAAUUUCCCAGCUCGCGCCGCGAACCACUUCCGCAAACCUCCGACCGAUCAAAGACGCGUCUCCGUCAAGUACAGGGAAACAUGUUUGGUAAGUGACGGGGGUGACAGAUGGAGGGAAAAGGCCCAUAUCGCAUCUAUGACCCCGGUGGGAGCGAUUGCCAGGUGAAAGACGAGGCCAGCAGCCUCAGCUACAGACAGCUGCUAGAGGAAAACACCGUUUUGAGGGAGAGAAUGAAAGGUCUGAAGAGUUUAGGAGACCUGUUAGAGGAGUCUCAGACAGAGGCAGCCAAGCUUCGGAAGAGGGUGGAGGAGCUGGUGAGGGAUAACGAAACUCUGAAGUCGUCCACGACCAGUUUUGCCUCCAGUCUGUGCAUGGGUGCCCCUGUUCAGAUAAACACACAAGGUCAUGGAAAACAUCACGCUCAUCCUACAACAGAAAGACAAGAAUCUCGGGAUUGUUUAACUGGAAAUACUUUACAACCAGAGGCAACUGAAAGUUCAUCUGAGUUUGAGGUGGUGAAUAUGGAAGAGAAGACGGUCUCGGAAACCCAGACGGCUGGAGUGAUGCACCUGCCACAGGAGAACAUGGAGCUGGCGAGUCAACUCCGGCGUCUGGAGAGUUCUUUUAGUGUAUUUGCUGAAGAGUCAAAUCCCAACCAGCUGCUGGCUCACCUGGGCCGCAUGGCUGUGGAAUUCCACCACUUAUCAUCCAAGGUCCAGAAGAACGAACAGAGAACAUCUCUCCUACAGACACUCUGCGAACAGCUAAGACAGGAAAACAACGAGCUUAGGAAAAAAAUGGAGGAGGACCUCCAGUACCGUAACCGUGAUCUGGAACAGCUGAGGCAGGAGAAUUUGAAACUGAAGGAGCAAGUCAGCGGAGGAGCCCAGGCAGCACCUAUUGAGCAACCAAGCCCAAAGGAGGAGCCAGUGAAAGAAGAGACAACCAAAACUAAGGUGGAAAUGACCAUGACUCAGCAGUCUGGUAAAGCUGUGGACAAAACACCAUCUAAGACUUGUGAUCCGGAGGUGUAUGAGAAAAAGAUCAAGCUUCUGGAGAAACAGAGGAAAGAUGUACUGGAGGUGAACAAACAGUGGGACAUUCAGUGGAAUUCAAUGAAGACACAGUUUGAGCAGAAGAUCACAGACCUAAGGCAGCGGCUCGCUGACUCCCAAAAGGCUGUGCUUGAGCUCGAAGCAGAACGUGAACAGAGACAAAGAGAUUAUGACAAAAAACUCCUCCUCGCCAAGUCUAAGAUCGACAAUGUGCAGGGUGAGAAGGAGUGCCUCACCUCAGAAACAUGUGAGUUGAAACAAAAGGUGCGUUACCUGCAGGACCAGAUGCUGCCACUUACUAAACAAAGAGAAUACCAGGAGAAAGAGAUCCAAAGGCUUAAUAGGGCAUUAGAGGAAGCUUUGAACCUCCACUCUCCUUCCACCCAGCCAGGCAUGAACCUGGGAGAAGGUGUGGCCAACCUGAGACAACAGGAGCUGCACACACAGAUAGCUGUAUUGAAGGAGCAGGUGAAAAUCUUUGAAGAGGAUUUCCGGAAGGAGAGGAGUGACAGAGAGAGGAUGAACGAAGAGAAAGAAGACUUGAAGCGGCAGGUGGAAAGGCUGCAGGGUCAAUUGACCAAUCUGACGAAUCAGCUUCAUCAAGCACAGAAUGAGUGUCAGAGAGAGCGUGCAGAGAGGUGUAAACUAGAGAGACUGCAGAUGCAACAUAAGCAGGGGCAACAGGAAAGGAGGACGUCUGAUCCCACUUCUGGCUCGGCCAAUGGCCCGAUGAGCCCUCCAUACUGUGGCCCGUUUGUACAGGUGGGCCAUCAAGGUCUAGAGGGGUGGCCCAUACACUUCCCGCCCAGGAUGCCUAACAUCAGUACAGCACCCGGCAGGGAUUUCCAGCCUGUCAACCCCGGUUUUCCCUGGCAGUCAUCCUUCCCACAACCACGUGGUUCCAGAGGACAAGCAGACACAGCGAGACCCCCUCCAGAAACUGCAGAAAUGGGAGCAACUGGAUUUGGGAAAAGGGAGCGUGAAUUGUCUUGA
Molecule: messenger RNA, 2079 nt
Organism: Sinocyclocheilus anshuiensis
Lineage: Eukaryota; Metazoa; Chordata; Actinopteri; Cypriniformes; Cyprinidae
Product: TNFAIP3-interacting protein 1-like
Exons: 19
Coding region: 139-2079 (646 amino acids)
Biological process (GO): negative regulation of canonical NF-kappaB signal transduction; cellular response to lipopolysaccharide; regulation of transcription by RNA polymerase II
Source: RefSeq, a predicted model, not a curated record